AUGGGACGCCGUACUUAUUUUAAUCGUGCUACUGCCAUCACCUACCCGAGUAGGGUUGAGGGUUGGUUGGAUGUUUGUGAAACUGAGGGUGAACUAACACGCAAACAAAAAGUCACAUUACCCUGGGGUCCACUCUACUGUGUACUGCAGCAGGAUGAACAGGCCUUCACCGCAUAUUGCAGUGAAGAAAUAUCGAUAUUGUCGGCUACACCCAAAAAAGAGUUAACCGAUAUUAUGUGCAAUGAAUAUCCCCGCGUACGUUUAGAUCGUGUCCGUCGUCCAACAAAAAUUGUCUGGGAUGGACCACCAACAUUGCCAGAGGAGCCGGAAGAUUCAGAUACCUCCUGUCCAAUGGAAAUAGCAUUAAAUACAACAAUCUAUAGUGAAAUAG
Molecule: messenger RNA, 391 nt
Organism: Musca vetustissima
Lineage: Eukaryota; Metazoa; Arthropoda; Insecta; Diptera; Muscidae
Product: ras GTPase-activating protein raskol-like
Exons: 4
Source: RefSeq, a predicted model, not a curated record